Molecule: messenger RNA, 2612 nt
Organism: Malurus melanocephalus (red-backed fairy wren)
Lineage: Eukaryota; Metazoa; Chordata; Aves; Passeriformes; Maluridae
Gene: PRKCH
Product: protein kinase C eta
Exons: 13
Biological process (GO): protein phosphorylation
Molecular function (GO): ATP binding; diacylglycerol-dependent serine/threonine kinase activity
Source: RefSeq, a predicted model, not a curated record
AAGAAUUUCUGCCUCAAAAAAAACCCAAUCUUCUAACAUUUCCUGUCCUUUUUUUCAGGUGGAUUUGGAGCCAGAAGGCAAAGUGUUUGUUGUCAUAACUCUUACAGGAAGCUUCACAGAAGGGACUCUGCCGAGGGACCGGAUCUUUAAGAACCUGACUCGGAAGCGGCAGCGGGCGAUGCGCAGGCGGGUGCACCAGGUGAACGGGCACAAGUUCAUGGCCACCUACCUGCGCCAGCCCACCUACUGCUCUCACUGCAGGGAGUUCAUCUGGGGCGUUUUUGGCAAGCAGGGAUACCAGUGCCAAGUGUGCACCUGUGUUGUACACAAGCGCUGCCAUCACCUCAUUGUCACCGCUUGCACGUGCCAAAACAAUACCAACAAAAACGAUCUCAAGGUGACGGAACAGAGGUUUGGGAUCAACAUUCCUCACAAAUUCAGCGUCCACAACUACAAAGUCCCGACGUUCUGUGACCACUGCGGGUCCUUGCUCUGGGGGAUCAUGCGGCAGGGUCUGCAGUGUAAAAUCUGUAAAAUGAAUGUCCACAUCCGAUGCCAAGCAAAUGUUGCUCCAAACUGUGGGGUGAACUCAGCAGAGCUGGCAAAAACCUUGGCCUGCAUGGGUCUGCAACCAGGAAGCAUCUCCCCAAAUUCGAAACUGGUUUCGAGAUCCACGUUGAAGCAUCAGGGAAAAGGCAGCCUGAAGGACGGCAACAACAUUAGUGAAAGUUCAGAAAGCAAACUUGGGAUCAAAGACUUAACCUUCCUUCGUGUGUUGGGAAAGGGAAGCUUUGGAAAGGUGAUGCUUGCCAAGAUGAAGGAGAGUGGGCAGCUGUACGCAGUGAAGGUGCUGAAGAAGGAUGUCAUUCUGCAGGAUGACGAUGUAGAGUGCACCAUGACAGAGAAACGCAUCCUGUCCUUGGCACGGAACCACCCCUUCCUCACCAAGCUCUACUGCUGCUUCCAGACUCCUGAUCGCCUGUUCUUUGUGAUGGAGUUUGUCAACGGCGGCGAUUUGAUGUUCCACAUCCAGAAGUCGCGGCGCUUCGACGAGGAUCGAGCCCGGUUCUACGCUGCAGAAAUUAUCUCAGCUCUCAUGUUCCUCCAUGAAAGAGGCAUAAUUUACCGGGAUUUGAAGCUGGACAACGUUCUGCUGGACUACGAGGGGCACUGCAAGCUGGCAGACUUUGGAAUGUGCAAAGAGGGAAUUCACGAUGGCAUCACCACGGCCACCUUCUGUGGCACACCAGACUACAUCGCUCCAGAGAUCCUGCAGGAGAUGCUGUAUGGCCCUGAUGUGGACUGGUGGGCCAUGGGAGUGCUGCUGUACGAGAUGCUGUGCGGCCACGCGCCCUUCGAGGCCGAGAACGAGGACGAUCUCUUCGAGGCCAUUCUGAACGACGAAGUCGUGUACCCGACGUGGCUCCAGCAGGAUGCGGUGGCAAUCCUCAAAGCAUUCAUGACCAAGAACCCCGCGAUGCGGCUGGGCAGCGCCGGGCUGGGCGGCGAGAGCGCGAUCCUGCGGCAUCCCUACUUCAAGGAUCUGGACUGGGACCUGCUCAACCAGCGGCAGAUGGAGCCCCCCUUCAGGCCCAGGAUUAAAUCCAAAGAUGACGUGAGCAACUUUGAUCCAGAUUUUAUAAAAGAGGAGCCCAUCCUGACCCCCAUUGAAGAAGGGAUCCUUCCAAUGAUAAACCAGGACGAAUUUAGAAACUUUUCAUUCACCAGCCCAGAGCUGCAGCAAUAGCUAUGGCUCUGGAGAAAGGUUGCUGAGAGGAUUGUGAGGAAAUUAAAGGAAAGCCAAGUUUACCAGUAAUUUCAUUCUCAAGGAGUAACAGUGCACUGACUUGCACAGUACAGCAGCACCACUGUCAAUGUUACCUUAAUGUGAAAUCGAAACCCUCCUGUGUUUGUAGGACUUCUGCAGCUCUCGGAUCAAAUAUUGACAGGGGUGGAACAAACAUGAUCUUGUAAAUAGCUGCUGCAGACAGAGCAUUGAAUGCUGAGCUGGUUGGCUCGGCCUGAAUGCCGCCGCUUGCAGCGGAUUCGAGGAGUCGGCGUGAGCAUGGAACAAGUGUCUUGCAGCCCUGAGCCAAACAGACUUGUCACAAUGCUGAUUGUUUGCAAGGAUCCUUUGAGGAGUCCCAGCACUGUCCAGCGUUUUGGAGACAUGAUCCAGCAUCCCGUGGCCUGACUGAACCAGAUGUUCCUACUGACUUUACCUGUUUCCUGCAGUAUUUAUUUCUUCCAAAGCACAAAUGGCUCUCUUUGACACUGUUUGAGUUCCCAUGUGAAUUAUUUCAUUGUGCUGACUAGCAGAAGGAAAAAAAAACAAAUGCCCUGUGCCCCACACAGAUUCUUCCAAAUCAAAGGGAAGUCAUGUGCUCGUAGUGUUUUACUGUUUGUGCGUGUUGAAAAGUUUUAGUGUUUGCAUUCUGUGAAAUGCCUUUUUACAUCAUGCAUCUUCAAUGCUCCUUUCUUUGCCUCCCAGCUGUUUUCAACUAUAAUGUAACUUGUUGUACUGUUUAUUUAGGCCCAUUCUAUUUAAUUAUGUUACACAGAGCCCCUUUUGUGGGUUUAGUGCCUCAUUAAAAUUUUGAUCCGAAGUGGUA